Molecule: messenger RNA, 478 nt
Organism: Polypterus senegalus (gray bichir)
Lineage: Eukaryota; Metazoa; Chordata; Cladistia; Polypteriformes; Polypteridae
Product: fucolectin-3-like
Exons: 2
Coding region: 51-452 (133 amino acids)
Source: RefSeq, a predicted model, not a curated record
UGGCAUAAUUGAGACAACUUCUCCUGGGUCUGUUCACACCAUCUGCUGUAAUGGAAAGAGAGGCCAGUUUGUCAGCAUUGUACCUGCUCAAACCUGAUCAUCUGACACUCUGUGAAGUGGAGGUCUAUGGUGAAGAAGUCGUCCCACCCUGCAAACCUGCUUUAAAUGCAAUCAAUAUUGCUACAGAAGGUCUAGCAGAGCAGUCUUCUCAAUAUGCACAUGGAGGAGCUCCAGACCUGGCCAUAGAUGGAAAAAGAAAUCCUAACUAUUUUAAAAGAAGCUGCAGCCACACUGAAAUCACCUAUCCCUCUUGGUGGAGAGUCAAUCUGAAGGCUGUCUAUGCCAUCUCCACAGUAGUUGUCUACAACAGACAGGACUGCUGUGACAUGAGACUGAUGGGGGCUGAAGUCCGAGUUGGCGCUACACCAGAUGUCUCAGAUCAUGUCAAGUAAGUGACUUCAGUACAUUCAUAAUUUAU